UGCACGUUGUUGUCAUGACAACGGAAACAAAGCGCCUGAGUGUCAGCACCGACAUUUCGAUAAGUGAAACCAAGAAAUCUCUUGUUUUAUACAAUAGAUUUGUUUAACUUGUUUCUUUGUCAAACAAUGAUUCCACCAGACGACUCCCUCCUAAAAUAUGAGAAUCCAGUUUUGGUCAGAAAAAAAUCACCAAAGGACCGCCCAUUGAAAGUGAGCCCUCAGCAGUCUGCUGACUCUGCACCUGUUCCACCACCCCCUAAACCAAAAUCAGACUCUUCUGAGGCCAUCAAGCAGGGAAAUGAGGAGGUCUUGAACAUCAUUCUUCCACCCAGGGAAUGGACAGAGGGAAGCCAACACUGGGUGCAGCAAGUGUCCAGUGCACCUUGUACAAGAACCGAUGUUAUACACCUCGAAGAACGCUUAGACACAAAGCUGCAGCAAAGACAGGCCAGAGAAACAGGCAUCUGCCCUGUCCGCCGUGAGCUCUACUCCCAGUGUUUUGAUGAAAUAAUCAGACAGGUAACCAUCAACUGUGCUGAGAGGGGUCUGCUGCUGUUGCGUGUUAGAGAUGAGAUUCAAAUGACUAUUGCUGCCUACCAGACACUGUAUGAAAGCAGUGUAGCUUUCGGCAUAAGGAAAGCACUGCAGGCUGAAGAGGGAAAAGCUGACAUGGAAAAAAGACUUUCAGAACUGCAGGAUGAGAAAGAAGUUCUGAGGAAGCAACUGGAUGAACAGAAAGCUAAAUGCGAUGCAACUGAAAAGAGAGAGGCUGAAAAGCGACAGGUGGAAGAAAAGAAGUAUCUUGAGGACAUUCAGUUUCUUAAGAGAAGUAACCAUCAGCUCAAGGCCCAACUGGAAGGAAUAAUUACGCCAAAGAAGUAGAAAAGCGAGAGCAUAGUUGCUCUUUCCCAGCACAGGAUGUUAAUACAUUUGCAUUUUGUCUUAUUCCUAAAUGAUAGAUUAAUGUGAACUUAGUGUAACUUUGUAAAUAUUUAUUUUUUCUUAUCAGCAUGGCAUGACAAAUAUACUUCAAACAAUUACUGCACAUUUCUCUUGAACAUCAAGAGAGCAGUACACUUGUAAAUGAUGAAUGAAAUGUCAUUCAAAAACAGUUCUGGGUUAAAAGAAAAGAAAGCUGAAAAGGCAAGACAGUCAUUUCCUUGUGGGAGAGCCAAGUUCAAGAUAAGGCAUCAGGUGGCCACAUGAUGGAGACCAUAUAACACUCACCUACCUUUGCACCAUUUGUCAACUUGUCAUUUCAAUAAAACAUAGCCUUUCUAGCUACUUUAAAUACAGAUUUAUUAUAUAUGGUGUGUUUUGCCAAUCUAGUGCUUUGAUCUUUUGGUCUUUUGACCUUCUGUGGCUGGAGCCUUUCUGUUCUUGUUCUUGUUUUUCACAUUGUGCGUUUCAUAAUAGCGUGCACCAACUUUCUUCGUCUUCAUAGCACGGUCCAUUGCUCUUCUCUGUAGAAAAAGAUCAAAUUAAAGAGAAAAAAAAUUAAAUCUUCGAAGAAAGGCCACACCUUUUCAUCUGCACUGCUGUUAUAUCAGUAGGUAGAACUGGCAUUUAUCUAAAGUGCUGAACAAGACAGAUUGACCAGUUUGACGUCAGUAAGAACAAACACUGCAUACCUGUUUAGAUGUCAGCCUGUUCGGCUGGUUGGACUCCUCAUCCUCCCCAGCUUUUCUUUUCUUGCCCCUCUGAUUUACAGCUGAAUUAUAAAAAAAAAUGUAUCAAGUCUGAUGCCAGUGCCUGAAUGCCAACUUGACCUAGCCAUACAAAUGGAAAUAGGACUUUUAUCGGUAAAAUAUCAUUCAAUCAGUAA
Molecule: messenger RNA, 1825 nt
Organism: Amphiprion ocellaris (clown anemonefish)
Lineage: Eukaryota; Metazoa; Chordata; Actinopteri; Pomacentridae
Gene: dnali1
Product: dynein, axonemal, light intermediate chain 1
Exons: 6
Coding region: 127-882 (251 amino acids)
Cellular component (GO): axoneme; filopodium
Molecular function (GO): dynein heavy chain binding
Source: RefSeq, a predicted model, not a curated record